AUGGUUCCCUACACAAAACAGACAGCACAUCUCUCUCCUCUACAAAGCUCCUCCUCCCUCCCCUACUCCAGUGUUCCUCCUCCUCCCUCCCCCUACUCCAGUGUUCCUCCUCCUCCUCCCUCCCCUACUCCAGUGUUCCUCCUCCUCCCUUCCCCUACUCCAGUGUUCCUCCUCCUUCCUCCCAUACUCCAGUGUUCCUCCUCCUCCCUCCCCUACUCCAGUGUUCCUCCUCCUCCCUCCCCCUACUCCAGUGUUCCUCCUCCUCCCUUCCCCUACUCCAGUGUUCCUCCUCCUCCCUCCCCCUACUCCAGUGUUCCUCCUCCUCCCUCCCCUACUCCAGUGUUCCUCCUCCCUCCCCCUACUUCAGUGUUCCUCCUCCCUCCCCCUACUCCAGUGUUCCUCCUCCUCCCUCCCCCUACUCCAGUGUUCCUCCUCCUCCCUCCCCCUACUCAAGUUCCUCCUCCUCCCUCCCCCUACUCCAGUGUUCCUCCUCCCUCCCCCCUACUUCAGUGUUCCUCCUCCUCCCUCCCCUACUCCAGUGUUCCUCCUCCCUCCCCCCUACUCCAGUGUUCCUCCUCCUCCCUCCUCCUACUCAAGUUCCUCCUCCUCCCUCCCCUACUCCAGUGUUCCUCCUCCCUCCCCCCUACUUCAGUGUUCCUCCUCCUCCAUCCCCUUACUCCAGUGUUCCUCCUCCCUCCCCCUACUCCAGUGUUCCUCCUCCUCCCCUCCCCCCUACUCCAGUGUUCCUCCUCCUCCCUCCCCCUACUCCAGUGUUCCUCCUCCUCCCUCCCCCUACUCCAGUGUUCCUCCUCCCUCCCCCUACUCCAGUGUUCCUCCUCCUCCCUUCCCCUACUCCAGUGUUCCUCCUCCUCCCUCCCCCUACUCCAGUGUUCCUCCUCCUCCCUCCCCUACUCCAGUGCUCCUCCUCCCUCCCCCUACUCCAGUGUUCCUCCUCCUCCCUUCCCUACUCCAGUGUUCCUCCUCCCUCCCCCUACUCCAGUGUUCCUCAUCCCUCCCCCUACUCCAGUGUUCCUCCUCCCUCCCCUACUCCAGUGUUCCUCCUCCAUCCCCCAUACUCCAGUGUUCCUCCUCCCUCCCCCUCCAGUGUUCCUCCUAGCUCCCCCUACUCCAGUGUUCCUCCUCCUCCCUCCCCCUACUCCAGUGUUCCUCCUCCUCCCUCCCCCUACUCCAGUGUUCCUCAUCCUCCCUCCCCCUACUCCAGUGUUCCUCCUCCCUCCCCUACUCCAGUGUUCCUCCUCCCUCCCCUACUCCAGUGUUCCUCCUCCAUCCCCCAUACUCCAGUGUUCCUCCUCCCUCCCCCUACUCCAGUGUUCCUCUUCCCUCCCCUACUCCAGUGUUCCUCCUCCUCCCUCCCCCUACUCCAGUGCUCCUCCUCCCUCCCCUACUCCAGUGUUCCUCCUCCUCCCUCCCCCUACUCCAGUGUUCCUCCUCCUCCAUCCCCCUACUCCAGUGUUCCUCCUCCCUCCCCCUACUCCAGUGUUCCUCCUCCUUCCUCCCAUACUCCAGUGUUCGACCUCCUCCCCUCCCCCCUACUUCAGUGUUCCUCCUCCCUCCCCCUACUCCAGUGUUCCUCCUCCUCCCUCCCCCUACUCCAGUGUUCCUCCUCCUCCCUCCCCCUACUCCAGUGUUCCUCCUCCUCCCUUCCCUUACUCCAGUGUUCCUCCUCCUUCAUCUCCCAUACUCCAGUGUUCCUCCUCCUCCCUCCCCCUACUCCAGUGUUCCUCCUCCUCCCUCCCCCUACUCCAGUGUUCCUCCUCCUCCCUCCCCCUACUCCAGUGUUCCUCCUCCUCCCUCCCCCUACUCCAGUGUCCCUCCUCCUUCAUCUCCCCUACUCCAGUGUUCCUCCUCCUCCCUCCCCCUACUCCAGUGUUCCUCCUCCUCCCUCCCCCUACUCCAGUGUUCCUCCUCCUCCCUCCCCUACUCCAGUGUUCCUCCUCCUCCCUUCCCCUACUCCAGUGUUCCUCCUCCAUCCCCCUAUUCCAGUGUUCCUCCUCCCUCCCCCUACUCCAGUGUUCCUCCUCCUCCCUCCCCCUACUCCAGUGUUCCUCCUCCUCCCUCCCCCUACUCCAGUGUUCCUCCUCCCUCCCCCUACUCCAGUGUUCCUCCUCCCUCCCCUACUUCAGUGUUCCUCCUCCUCCCUUCCCCUACUUCAGUGUUCCUCCUCCUCCCUCCCCUACUCCAGUGUUCCUCCUCCUCCCUCCCCCUACUCCAGUGUUCCUCCUCCUCCCUCCCCUACUCCAGUGUUCCUCCUCCUCCCUCCCCCUACUCCAGUGUUCCUCCUCCUCCCUCCCCUACUCCAGUGUUCCUCCCCCCUCCCCCCUACUCCAGUGUUCCUCCUCCUUCCUCCCAUACUCCAGUGUUCGACCUCCCUCCCCCCCUACUUCAGUGUUCCUCCUCCCUCCCCCUACUCCAGUGUUCCUCCUCCUCCCCCCUACUCCAGUGUUCCUCCUUCCUCCCCCUACUCCAGUGUUCCUCCUCCUCCCUCCCCCUACUCCAGUGUUCCUCCUCCUCCCUCCCCUACUCCAGUGUUCCUCCUCCCUCCCCUACUCCAGUGUUCCUCCUCCUCCCUCCCCCUACUCCAGUGUUCCUCCUCCUUCCUCCCCCUACUCCAGUAUUCCUCCUCAUCCCCCCUACUCCAGUGUUCCUCCUCCCUCCCCCUACUCUAGAGUUCCUCCCCCCUUCCCAUCCCAGAGCCCCCUUCCAUUCUGA
Messenger RNA from Pecten maximus, 2730 nucleotides. RefSeq names its product extensin-2-like. NCBI's taxonomy places the organism in Eukaryota, Metazoa, Mollusca, Bivalvia, Pectinida, Pectinidae. Bases 1 to 2730 code for a protein of 909 amino acids. The record is from RefSeq and is a predicted model, not a curated record. The transcript is spliced from 2 exons.